This is a messenger RNA of Dioscorea cayenensis subsp. rotundata (Guinea yam), 775 nucleotides long. RefSeq lists its product as uncharacterized. The record is from RefSeq and is a predicted model, not a curated record. The transcript has 3 exons. Gene Ontology annotation, molecular function: RNA-DNA hybrid ribonuclease activity; nucleic acid binding. NCBI's taxonomy places the organism in Eukaryota, Viridiplantae, Streptophyta, Magnoliopsida, Dioscoreales, Dioscoreaceae. The coding region runs from base 80 to 685 and encodes 201 amino acids.
CAGCGUAUUAGCUUGGAUGGCCUAGUAGGCAACCGCUACUCCUAUUGUUGUAGAGGGAGGGGUAAAGGGUUUAGGGUUUAUGAUUCUGACAUAUGUUGUUGAUGUUCUUGAAUCUGGUGAUGGGGAUGAUUUGGAGCUUUUUCAAGGUGAGAAUUUGGACACUGAUGAUACUGAGCAUUCAACCUCCUUUGGGGACACACUAUCAGGUCAGGCAAUGAGCUUUGUUCAAGCUCAAGUGAUAUGGAAGUGGAUUCAGGAAUGCGUGCCAUGGAGCAGCAAACUCUUUCCAAUGGAUUCCAAAGGCUUUUCAGGGCUCUCCCCCAUCAUGGAGGAUACCAAUAUUACAGUUGAUGGAAGCACCAUUCUUAUUGCAUUGAAAAGAGUUGAAGAGCUAAAUCUGAAUUGCAAACAUAUCUAUAUCAACAACUCAGAUCUGUGGAGAUUCCUUUAUGGUUUAGAGGAAGUUAACAACUGGAGGGCUGCCAAUUCUCUGGCAAAUAUCAAACACCAGAUGAGAAGAUUCAAUGAACCACCCAUUCACCUCAUCCCUGCCCAAUGGAACAAGAUUGCAGCAACCAUGGCUAGUAAAGGUGUAAAUGCUUUUCAAUUGUCACUCUUCCACAAAGGCAUGGACCUUCCUAGAUGGCUAAUGAGACUUCUGGAGCGUUCCUUCUUUAAUUUCUAGUGUCUAGUGUGUCUUUGUUGUGAGUGUUAGUCCUUUUUUUUCUUCUCAGUUGGUGUUUAGCUGCUUCUUUCUUUGUUUAGUUUGCUAUUU